Grus americana (Whooping crane) is the source of this 5182-nucleotide messenger RNA. RefSeq names its product ceramide kinase (gene CERK). Lineage: Eukaryota; Metazoa; Chordata; Aves; Gruiformes; Gruidae. The transcript has 15 exons. The coding region runs from base 1072 to 2589 and encodes 505 amino acids. Gene Ontology annotation, molecular function: kinase activity. The record is from RefSeq and is a predicted model, not a curated record.
UCCUGGGCGGCUGGCGGCCCCGGCUGGUUUCCUUGCUGGUGCUGGGGCACCGCUCCUGGGAGGUCACCUUAGACGAGGAGCGGGGGCGGCUGGCCUGGCGCGACUCCCGCCCGCUGCGCCGCGGCGGCAGCGCAGCUGCUGUAGACUGGAGAACUGAUGUCAUCCUCAUUUUAGAGGUUGGAGGAACUGAGACAGAGCAAAACUAAUAACAGAAAGGUUUACUAGAAGUUUAUCUGAGAAAGGUUUGAAUGUAGAUCUCUCCAGUCCCAGGCAAGUUUGCAAACUUGAAUAGUUAAAUUGUUCUUCCCUUCUUAUCAUGAACCUUUCUUAAAUAUUUUCCCGAUUUUAUCAUAAUAUCUUAUUGACCUGAGGCUUUUUGAAAAAAGGUGAGGGGAGAAGGGAGAAGGAGGCCUUAAAAAGUAUUCUAAUAAUUUGAUGUUGAAGUUUACGUAACUAAGAAUUGGUCAUGUUUGAAAUACAUCUCCUCUUAUUCCUGAUAACAUAAAACCAGAGUUUGUUAUCUUUCCCUUGCUGUUGGGUGAAUGCAGUUUGACAUAAUCUAGUUUUUAUCAGCAGUACUGCUGAAAAAAGUAUUUGAAAAUUCCUGAACUUACUUCAGAUGUGCAGCUAAAUGAACUUAAGACUUUGAAGACAAGUUAGUUCUUUAAUACUGCCUAGCUUAAUAUAUUGGUGUGAAAAAGAAGCUGUAUACUUUUCAAAAUGAAAUGUGUCUAGAGAAAGGUAUCUGGAAUAUAUUUAAAAUGUAAAGUUUCAAAGCUUUUUGAGACAGUCAUUCCCACUAGGUAAAUUAGCCCCUGCUUUGGGGAGAAUUUUGUUGCGUUGUGUAAAAUCCUUCUAAAAAUGCCUUUUCAAAGUUACCAGUUCAAUAAUCUGUAGGCUAGAGCAAGUUCUAUGGGAACUCCCUUCUACUGUGUGAUGACUUCCUUUAGACCAUGCAAGAGUGCCACAAAAUCACACUUGCACUGUGAAGUUUACAUCUGCUUACAGUGGCAUACCUUCAUCUUCAAAUAUUCUGAAGAACAUUAUUUUUCAACCUUGUAACGCUUCACCAUGAGAUCUAGAUCUGCGAACCUGGAAAACUGUUUUGUACCAAUCUCUGAGAUCAUUGCCGUAGAAGAAACGGAACUCAGCAAGAAACAACGUCAUAUUGGCAAAUGGCAAAAAAUGGCAAGGCCACAUGCUUUCACAGUGUAUUACGUGAAGAAAGCCCGAAAACACCGCUGGCGGUGCAGUGAUGUGACAUUUUGGUGUGUUGAUGAGCACUUGUGUAAUCAGUGGAUAGGGGCGCUGAAAGAAUUACUUGAAAAGCAGAAGUCUAGACCAAAGCAGUUGCUUGUGUAUAUUAAUCCGUAUGGAGGAAAACGUCAAGGAAAGAGGAUUUAUGAACAGAAAGUUGCUCCGCUCUUCAGUCUGGCUUCUAUUUCCACUGAUGUUAUUGUAACUGAACGCGCUAAUCAUGCUAAGGACAAUUUAUUUGAAGUUAAUAUAAAUAAAUAUGAUGGUGUUGUUUGUGUUGGUGGGGACGGCAUGUUCAGUGAAGUGAUGCAUGGUCUCAUUGGAAGAAUGCAGAAGGACUCUGGCAUAGACCAAAAUAAUCCCAAAGCACCGUUAGUCCAGUGCAAUAUAAGGAUUGGCAUAAUUCCUGCUGGGUCAACAGAUUGCAUAUGCUAUUCAACUGUUGGCAUUUCUGAUCCAGUAACAUCAGCUCUUCAUAUUAUUAUAGGUGACUGUCAGCCUCUGGAUGUCUCUUCUGUACAUCAUAACAACACAUUUUUGAAGUACUAUGUAUCAUUGCUGGGGUAUGGUUUUUAUGGAGAUAUAUUAAAAGAUAGCGAAAAGAAGCGGUGGAUGGGUCCGAUGAGAUACGACUACUCAGGCUUCAAGACUUUUCUUUUUCAUCAUUAUUACGAAGGAACAAUUUCUUUUCAACCAGCAAAACAUACACUAGGAUCUCCACGAGAUAAAGAUAGCUGCAGAACAGGGUGUCACAUUUGCAAGAAAAGUGAGCAACAGCUGGCAGAACAGCAGAAGGAAUCUGGAUUAAAACAUGAAGAAGAUGAAGAAGAAUGGAGGGUUAUUAAAGGAAAAUUUCUAGCCAUCAAUGCAGUAAAUAUGAGCUGUGCCUGUCCACGAAGUCCCAAAGGUCUUUCACCAGCAGCUCAUUUGGCUGAUGGUUCAGCUGACCUCAUUCUAGUUCGUAAAUGCUCCAGAUUUGAUUUUCUACGGUAUCUUGUCAGACAUACAAACCAAGAUGAUCAGUUUGACUUCUCAUUUGUAAAUGUUUAUCGGGUGAAGAGUUUUCAAUUUACAUCAAAACUUUCAGAAGACAAUGAGAGCAAUGUCAUGGACAUAGGAAAGAAACGUUUUGGCCACUUCUGCCGAGAUCAUCCAUCCUGUUGCUGUAAUGCUGCUAAUACCACCUGGAACUGUGAUGGAGAAACUCUGGACAGUUCAGCCAUUGAAGUGAGGGUUCACUGCCAGUUAAUGAAACUAUUUGCAAGGGGAAUCGAGGAAAACGGUAAAGAUGAAGCUGCCUACAGCCAGAGUAGCACUGAACAAUUACUAUAGACAUUGCUCCUCCAAUGAGGAGAAGAAAAACUAAAAGCUCAAGGAAAUUGAGUAAACAUGCAUUUUAGUCAAACUGACGUGUUUUAAAAUUUUAGAUUUUUUUUUAUGGCUUCAGUAGAGUUUUAGACAUCUUAUUGCAUUGUGUCUUUUUUGUAUUGCAUUGUGUCAUUUUUUUAAAAAACAUUGUACUCAUUAAAAUAUAUCUUGAAGCAAUGUAAUUUAAGUUGUUAGAAAAGAGAGAAUUGGCGUAUAUAUGUAUUCACAAUGACUGAUAAAUUCGCUGUGCUUUUCUAGAGAGCUAAUUUAGCAGUUGUGUUGCAAUAAUAUCUAAAUGUUAUAAAACAUAGGACUUCGAAUUGUCAUCGAACCAAGAUAUCAAGACAAGAUAUUUUCAGUGUCUGAGAAGAUGUUUUCUACUGGGAGUAUUACGUAGUUGCAUGUGGCUUAAAUGCUGGACAACAGUGUUGUCAUUCUCAUGGGUUUUUUUAGUAAAUCUUUGAUUUUAUAAUUCUGAUUAUACCUUGCAACUUAUCAAUGCAAUUUAAACACACAUUCCUGGCUUUAAGUAAUAACAAUAAGAGUUUAAAAAUACUUUGACACAUAAAAGCACAUCUGUAUACAGAUCAUACCUUAUCCUAUAUAUUCUAUUUAAAAAAGCUUCCUUGCAUGAUGCUUUUUGGGAUUAUAAAGGGGUUUAUGACUGUUUGGAUGAUACCAAAUACCACACACAGCAACUGAAGUAGGAUACUUAUAAUACCAGGAAGGCACAGGCAAAGGAAAAUAUAAAUAUCUUCUGAAACACCAGCAAGUUUUAAUUUUUUUUAAAAUAUCUAAAGCUAACAUAUGAAAAGCUUCCCUCUUUGGUACGCAAUUCUUUGGACGUUCUACUAUAUACGUUAAAAUGUCUUUGCAAAAUAAGAUGUUGGAAUCUUAAGUUUAAAAAUAUGAUUUGAUGAUUGAAAGUUUUUUAAAUAAUGUUUAUUUAACUGAAUAUGAAACAAAAUAAUUUGUUUUGUGAAGUCAAGGGAAGAAACUGGCAUCUGAUAAAUAAUUAAUUCACUGUGCUGAUUUGUUUUUAUAGCAGGAAACAUUAGACUAUCGUGUAUAGCUAUGGAGUGAUUAUUUAAGUUGUGUAUGGAUUUAUGUAUUGACACACACAUGUUCUUUGUGUAGGCUUGGUGCUAAAUUUAUUCUGGUUUGAGGAUCAGAAGUUAGCCCCUGCUGUCUUUUCUUAAGUGUGUAGUUCUCUUUAAAACUUUUUUUUUGGCUGAAACAGCUAAUGAUUCUCUAUUCAUGUUUAUUUAUUGGCAAUUCUGCAUUCAGUUUGUAUUAGUUUUAUGUCUCUCUCAUAUUUGCUCAGCGUAAGCCAUGGUGAUUGGUCAGUUUAUUACUGAAGCACUUGAAAUUGUUGUAAAUGGCUGAUUUUUUUUUCUAUUGAAAUUAUUUACAUUCCAGUUUUGUGUAAUCUGAAAAUGGUGUGCUAUAUCUUUGCUACGAAGUGUUAUUCAUAUUGCUCUAUAUGACAAAAAGCACUUGCAAAUGAUAUUUGCUUAAAGGACAGUCAUACAAAGUUUAGGAUCUGGUUUUUGUUUUGUAGUAUUUCAGGGAAAUACUUGAAUACUUUUCCAAAAGUACUGCUGUUUACUUAUUAACGCAGUGAGUUGAAAUGUUGAUUGAUCCAAUGUUUUUCAGACAUUUGUAACAUAAGUGUUAUGUGUACUGUAUUUUAAAGCCAUGUUUAAUAAGUGAAAUAGUACUUUGGACCUAAGAACCUCACUGAAAAUGAGAUUAUGCAGUUCUACCAAUGCAGAUAUUUUUUGCAAGUGUCAUUUAUUUAAGAAGUUCUAUAGUUACUUUGGUCUAUCCAUGACUUUUGUGAGAAAACCCAGACUUCAAGUUACGGUAAUUCUUGUGCAGGAUAUGGUGGUGCACGCACAACUCACCAACAGAUGAGGUCAUUUAUGAGGCAUGGCAGCUAUCCAGAUCACAUUCUUGUAAAUGAGGAGUAAAUACCGACUGGUGCUCUCCAUCAGUUUACUAGCAAGUAAUGAGACCCUUAGUUGAAAAAUGGAGGCUUAAUCUAGUUGUGAAUGUAUACUGAAAUCCUCUGAAUGUUUUUAAUAUCUGAAACUGAGUGCUUGGUGUUUCCAAAGAAAGCCACAGUGAAAGCCUCCUCUCUGAGAAACAAGCCACCAGAAAAGGAAAGAUUGUUCUGUAGUAUGAUAAUGAAGUGUGAAGUAAAUAAUAAAGAUGUUGCAACAUAAUAAAAAGAAAAGGUCUUAGGUAAUAGAAAAGCUGCAUAGUUGCAUUUGAAUAAUUCUAUUUGUAGCAUAUUGUACUAGCAAAGCACUGUGAGUCAUAUGACACGUCCAGUUUUUAAGAGAGCUGCAUCAGUAAUGUCUGCUUACCUUUUAAUUCUAGGUUGUUUUUUUUUCUCUGAAUGUAGUCUCAGUAUGGAAAUUAUGUAUAGGAAAAACAAGUUUGAUUUUUCUUUUUUUCUCAAUCUUGCUGGCUUCAAGAUUAGAAAAUGUGUUCUGUUUUAUGACACCUAGGGCAUUUCAUUGAAAAAAUAAAAUUAUGUCAUACAGCGGUA